This is a messenger RNA of Clarias gariepinus (North African catfish), 1664 nucleotides long. Its product is annotated as PAK4-inhibitor INKA2-like. Bases 276 to 1349 code for a protein of 357 amino acids. The transcript has 3 exons. Gene Ontology annotation, cellular component: nucleus. NCBI's taxonomy places the organism in Eukaryota, Metazoa, Chordata, Actinopteri, Siluriformes, Clariidae. Gene Ontology annotation, molecular function: protein serine/threonine kinase inhibitor activity; protein kinase binding. The record is from RefSeq and is a predicted model, not a curated record.
AGCAGCUGCGGGCGCGCGCGUUCCUAAACAUGUCUCGUGCUUCUCGCGCGCUUGUUUUCUCAAUCCCGAUAAUUGAUUUAUAAAGAAACUCAUCAAAACCGAAGAAAUCGUCGAUCAGCUGUUGGUGCUGAUUGAUUUCUAAUGUAAUGGACCGAAUUUCAGCGCUUCGGAGCUCAGCAUAAGCAUGGAUUCAUGUUUAAAGAGACUGAGACAAGAACUGGAUGUCGCUGUGAACGUCGUGGUUUAUCCCCAGCAGCUGCCUUAUCCACAUCUGUAUGUAUGGCGUGCAACAUCACGCAUGUGUUAGUAUGAAAGAGGCUGGUGAUGGUCUUCACGCUCAGAUGAACUCCAUGAUGGGAGCUCUCCAAGAACUCAAACUUCUCCAAGUCCAAACUGCACUCGAGCAGCUGGAGAUCACAGGAAAAAAGAAUUGCGUGGCUCCACCACCACUUGAAAAACCCAUUAACUGCAACUUUGAGCCUCAAAACCAGCAACAUCAGUUAUCUAAAAUCUCUGCUCAAGAAGAUCAAGUUCACUCCCAUCACCUACAUCGCAGUAGUGUUGGGACAUCACCCUCUACAUCCAGCCUAGAAAGUGAGAGUAUGGCAUUGCCCAAAAAGCUCCCAGGAUACACUGCUUCACAAGCAGAAUACUGUGGCCCAAAAAUGUAUCAAACACCAACGGACCACCAAAGCAUGCACCCACACUCAUCCCUUCUUACACAAGUGGAUCUGCCCGAGCUUCUCCACAACUUGUCUAGAGAGGGGCCAUCAUUGGACAGUGACUACAUCGAGGACAGCAUUGAUGACUCCAGUGAUUGGACUUCCUCUCUUAUGAGUUGCACCCGCAAUCGUCAACCUCUAGUACUUGGGGACAACGUGCUUGCUGACCUGGUAGGCAACUGGCUUGACCUGCCUGAAAUUGACAAAGACUGUGUUGAUGGGGGGAACGGAAUCAACAGACCAGACUCCCCAGCUCAUCCCCUCGAACUCAGCCGAUCCCAAGAGUUUUGCAGGAGGUUCUCGCUGACCAGCAAUAUCUUCAAGAAGUUUCUGCGUAGUGUGAGACCUGAUCGGGACAAACUGUUAAAAGAAAAACCAGGUUGGAUGCCACCAGGACAUGACUCUGAAACAGAGCUUUUCAAGAGACCCAAAAAAACUUCCAAGGCCAAGGGUAAAUUCUACUUGCCAUUUUGGUCGGGGGGUGGACAGCAAAUAAAGGGUAGUUUGUCUCCUCAGCCAGAAGGGGAGAAGAGCGAGUUAUUAGGACUUGAUAGCAAACCUACAGAUGCAGUGGAAAAGGUCCAGCCUGAUUACUUGCUUGAUUACAAUACAGCUGUUUGGGUAUAACAGGGAUUUUCUAGGGAGGUGAUGGGGUGGGAAUUCAACAUUUGCGCAGGACUGAGUGAGAUUAAAAUGGAUUUGGUUUGGACUCGAUGACAAUCUGUUAGAGCCUUCAGGGUGUGAAAUGAGAUCUUCCGAUGAUGCACUUAACUGCACUCGACUCUCAGUGAGAAUACAAAUACCCAAAACACUUCCGCUGAUAUGCUUAUAAUUUUUUUUAGUCUGCACUCUAAACUUUCUUGUUUUAAUGUCUUGCACACAAGUCUACCAUGGUGUCUGUAGUGAAUUACCACGACUUUCAUUCAGGGCAGCAAGAGGGUC